AUGCCUAAGAAUCCACUCACUACAAUUCUUGAGGCUAAUAAAUUUAAUAGAACAAACUACAAUGAUCGGCUGAGACAUCUUAGGAUUUUCCUAGAUUUUGAGAACCAGACCUAUGUUCUGGAUAGGUCUCUUCCUAAGGCCUUGCCGGAAUGGUCCACAUUUGAAGAGCGUUUCAUGUUCGAAAAGUGGCAUGAGGACAACCGGCAAGUUCGCAAUAUCGUACUGGCGUCAAUGACCAAUGACAUCCAAAAACAGUACGAUAGGCAUGAUGAUGUCCAAUCGAUAAUGCUUCGCAUGAGCCAAGUUUAUGUGGUUUUGGUCCGGCAUAUUAGAUAUGCUGUGUCAAAAGCAUUUUUCGGUGCCAAUAUGAUUGAAUGGUCUUCUGUACAGGAGCAUGGGGUUAAGAUUCUAUCCCUUGUAGAGAAGCUCAAAGACCUCAAAGCUGAUCUUGAAAAAAAAUCGUAUAUUGACGAGAUCCUUCAGUCUCUUCCUCCCUCGAAAUUGUUCGAAAAAUGA
This is a messenger RNA of Sesamum indicum (sesame), 516 nucleotides long. RefSeq lists its product as uncharacterized. The record is from RefSeq and is a predicted model, not a curated record. Lineage: Eukaryota; Viridiplantae; Streptophyta; Magnoliopsida; Lamiales; Pedaliaceae.